Molecule: messenger RNA, 672 nt
Organism: Ylistrum balloti
Lineage: Eukaryota; Metazoa; Mollusca; Bivalvia; Pectinida; Pectinidae
Product: serine acetyltransferase-like
Exons: 1
Coding region: 1-672 (223 amino acids)
Cellular component (GO): cytoplasm; cytosol
Molecular function (GO): L-serine O-acetyltransferase activity
Source: RefSeq, a predicted model, not a curated record
AUGACCAUACUUGAUAACAUCAAAAAAGAUAUUGCCAUUGUUUUUGAACGCGACCCCGCAGCACGUUCUUGGCUUGAGGUCGUCCUAACAUAUCCAGGCGUCCAUGCUUUGGUGAUGCAUCGUUUUAAUCAUUAUCUAUGGCAGCGUGGGUUUAAGUUGUUAUCAAGAGUCCUAGCGCAUCUGACGCGACUACUAACAGGUAUCGAAAUUCAUCCUGGGGCACAAAUUGGGCAACGUGUAUUUAUUGAUCAUGGUAUGGGUAUUGUUAUUGGAGAGACAGCUGAAGUUGGCUCUGAUGUUACCCUUUACCAUGGGGUGACGCUUGGUGGUACAAGUCAGGAAAAAACAAAACGUCAUCCAACCAUAGAAAAUCAUGUUGUGCUUGGGGCAGGAGCCAAUAUUUUGGGGCCAGUAUCAAUUGGGCAUCAUACCCGGAUUGGGGCUGGUAGCGUUGUUGUUACAGAUGUUCCAAAUCACUGUACCGUUGUCGGAAUCCCCGGACGUAUUGUACAGCGGCGUGGGUUGCAAGACGAUGACGAAACCCUUGAUCAUGGUAACUUGCCGGAUCCUUCAGCAUUACUGAUGGAACAGAUGGUGACUGAAAUUGAUACCUUAAAACAACGCCUUCUUAAUUUAGAACGAGAUCAGUAUACAGACAAACAAGAACCUUAG